Molecule: messenger RNA, 1985 nt
Organism: Empidonax traillii (willow flycatcher)
Lineage: Eukaryota; Metazoa; Chordata; Aves; Passeriformes; Tyrannidae
Gene: ASMT
Product: acetylserotonin O-methyltransferase
Exons: 8
Coding region: 582-1622 (346 amino acids)
Biological process (GO): melatonin biosynthetic process; methylation
Molecular function (GO): acetylserotonin O-methyltransferase activity
Source: RefSeq, a predicted model, not a curated record
UUAAUUCCCCAUAGGCUUCACCUGAGUGAUCACUGUCAGAGAAAACUAGUCACAGCAAACAAAGCAGCACGCAGGCUCUUCCAGCUUCUCUUUGAACUGCCUGCUUCUGCAUUUAGGGAUGGAAUCUCCCCUACUGCCAGGCCCGGGGUCCCCUAGACCUGUGCCCUUCACAGCAAGUUUCAAGACCCAAGUAAGACUUCGCUUUGGUUUAUGGACUCUGGUUCAUCGUGCUGAGUUCAGGUUCUUGAUACUCUUCUGUACCGAUUCCUGCUUUGCUUAUUACAAGCUUUCAAGUGCUUCUGAAGUACCAGCAUCUUAACUGACUGAUGAACUGACAAUACAAGCUUUAAUCCACACUGCUUCUUUAGACUUAUACUUGAUGAUGGAAGAUCCAAAGAAACAGCUGAACUGGGUAGAAAAACCCAUCAAAUCCGAAUAACUCAGCUAACACAUUUUGUAACCAGUGUGUUUCUCACAAGCAAUAGGAUUAAGUGGAUCAGCUGGCAUGCUUUGUGCCUGGUGAAAAGAAGCUUAUUUAAAUUAAGAGGGCCAGGGAAUCUGUGUCUCAAUCCAGAAAGAAGAUGGGUUGCACAGAAGACCUUGACUAUCCUCAAAUCAUUAUGCAAUACAGCAGUGGAUUUUUAGUCUCAAAGGUUAUGUUCACUGCCUGUGAGUUGGGGGUGUUUGAUCUUCUGCUGGAAUCAGGAGAACCUCUGUCUUCAGAUUCCAUUGCUGCAUGCUUGGAUACCAGCACAACCGGGAUGGAAAGACUGCUGGAGGCCUGUGUGGGACUGAAGCUCUUGGCAGUAGAGGUGACACAAAAAGGAGCUCUCUACAGAAACACAGAAAUUUCCAACAUCUACCUUACAAAAUCAAGCCCAAAGUCUCAGUAUCAUAUGAUGAUGUAUUAUUCCAAUACAGUCUACUCGUGCUGGCAGCACCUGACUGAAGCUGUGAGAGAAGGAAGAAACCAAUAUGAAAGAACUUUUGGCAUUUCAUCUAAAGAUCCUUUUGGAGCAAUGUACAGAUCAGAAGAAGAAAUGUCAAAAUUCAUGGCUGGCCAGAACUCAAUAUGGAGUAUAUGUGGCAGAGAUGUUCUUGCUGCAUUUGACCUUUCUUCUUUCACGCAGAUUUAUGACCUGGGAGGAGGUGGAGGAGCUUUGGCCCGGGAGUGUGUUUCUUUGUAUCCCAAUUCCACAGUCACAAUUUAUGACCUACCAAAAGUUGUGCAAGUGGCCAAAGAGCAAUUUGUUUCCCCUGAGGAGCGUCAGAUCGCAUUCCAUGAAGGAGAUUUUUUUAAUGAUUCAAUUCCUGAAGCUGAACUGUAUAUUUUAUCCAAGAUACUGCAUGAUUGGGAUGAUGACAAAUGCAAACAGCUGCUGGCAAAAGUCUACAAAGCUUGCAAACCUGGUGGUGGAGUGCUGCUGGUUGAAUCGCUUCUGAAUGAAGAUAAAAGUGGGCCUUUAGAAACCCAACUGUAUUCGAUGAAUAUGUUGGUCCAGACCGAAGGAAAAGAGAGAACAGCAGCAGAGUACAGCAAGCUCCUUGAGGCAGGUGGCUUUGGAACGAUCCAAGUCAAGAGGACUGGAAAACUCUAUGAUGCUGUUCUGGGAAGGAAAUAAUAGUACACCUUUUAUGUACCUAACAAGACAGAAGAAGUGGGGAAAUGUGCUAUUCUCUUAGAAGAGAAUCAUCAACGUUGCUUUUAGUUAAGGCAGCCAACUUUUUUGUAAGCUGAUAUGUUAACAGAAGAAUCACUAAUUACAAAAUUUUAAUGUGCAUGUACUGUAAGUCUGGCAGCCUGACCAGGCUUGCCUUUGGAUCUGGAAGGGAGAGAAAGAAAUCAACACCUGUUCCACAAGGAAAACCCACAAAAGAAAUGUGCAAUGUGUCUGCUUCAGAUUUUAUUGUUUUCUCUUAUUUCAACACUGUAUCUGACAGAAGUAGAGCUGAAUUUGUACUUGAAUUCCUGCAAAAUAAAACUG